Dendrobium catenatum is the source of this 1342-nucleotide messenger RNA. RefSeq names its product indole-3-pyruvate monooxygenase YUCCA2. The record is from RefSeq and is a predicted model, not a curated record. NCBI's taxonomy places the organism in Eukaryota, Viridiplantae, Streptophyta, Magnoliopsida, Asparagales, Orchidaceae. Gene Ontology annotation, molecular function: flavin adenine dinucleotide binding; NADP binding; N,N-dimethylaniline monooxygenase activity. Gene Ontology annotation, biological process: auxin biosynthetic process.
UCUUCUCUGCUCCUCUCAAGUGAUAUACAGAGCUCUUUACCUCUUUCUCUAUCGCCCUCCUUCCAUGACUUGCUGCAGAGAGAUGGAAGGCAAGCGAGCCCACGACCCGACGGGCUCAACAGUAUGGGUUUCUGGCCCGAUAAUCGUAGGAGCCGGGCCCUCGGGUCUCGCCGUCGCGGCCUGUCUGAAGGCCAAAGGAAUACCGAGUCUAGUUAUAGAGAGAAGCCACUGUAUUGCUUCGCUGUGGCAGCUGAAGUCGUACGACCGACUUCGGCUUCAUCUUCCUAAGAGCUUCUGCGAGCUUCCGCUUAUGCCUUUCCCUGCAGAGUUUCCGACUUAUCCGACGAAGGAGCAGUUCGUUUCACACCUUCAGUCCUACGCCGCAAAUUUCAAAAUCCAGCCGGUGUUUGGGGAGGCGGUGGUGAACGCAGAGUAUGAUAUCCGAGGAUUUUGGAGGGUGAGAACGGAGGGGAUGGGGAAGAGAAGAGAGUAUGUUUCGAGAUGGGUGGUGGCGGCGACCGGGGAGAAUGCAGAGGAGGUGGUGCCGGAUAUCGCCGGAAUGACGACGGAGUUCAAGGGGACGGCAGUGCACACAAGCAAGUACAGGAGCGGGGAGGUUUAUAACGGGAAGAAGGUGCUUGUUGUUGGCUGUGGAAAUUCGGGAAUGGAGGUUUGUCUUGAUCUCUGCAACAAUGGAGCUCGGCCAGGGAUUGUGGUGAGAGACGCGGUUCACAUACUGCCCAGGGAGAUGCUUGGCCAGUCUACUUUUGGUCUGUCAAUGUGGUUGCUCAAGUGGCUACCCGUACAAAUAGUGGAUCGUCUGCUACUAUUCUUCGCCCGCAUGAUGCUCGGGAACACGGCCCGGCUAGGGCUCCGGCGACCCAAGCUCGGGCCUCUUGAGCUCAAGGGCUUGUCAGGAAAAACACCAGUUCUUGAUGUUGGCACCCUAGCUAAGAUCAAGUCAGGAGACAUCAAGGUUUUUCCUGCAGUCACAAGAUUCACAGCUGAAGGGGCUGAGUUUGUUGAUGGGAGAUCAGAAGAUUUUGAUGCUUUGAUCUUAGCAACUGGGUACAGAAGUAAUGUGCCAUCUUGGUUAAAGGAGAAAGAUUUGUUCUCAGAGAAGGAUGGUUUGCCUAGGAGGCCCUUCCCCAAUGGAUGGAAGGGAGAGAGAGGGCUCUAUGCAGUUGGUUUUACAAAGAAAGGCUUGCUCGGUGCUUCCAUUGACGCUUCGAGAAUAGCUCAAGACAUUGAGCUAUGCUGGAAAUCAAAGGCCCAAGCAAUGAAUAAUAUAAUUAUAAUGGCUUCUGCCACCGGCAACAGAACACGAAUGGGCUGUUGCAGA